CGCACAUGCCUCGACACUCCUUGCAGAAUGGGGCAGGAAGCUUCGCAAAUGUCUACCUUAGAUCAUACGAGGCCAGGACCUACAUCGCAACAUCUUAAUGGUGUCGUAGCCCGCAGCAAUGGCUGGACAUCAGUCAACGGAAGCGACCGACCGCCUUCACCAACCUUGCCGCAUCCGCAAGCACAUUCGGUGACUCUGAAGAGAAAGCGCACGUCCAAGACAGAAAUUCGUAUGGAAAAUAUUUCUAGAAAGAAUGUAGAAUUAAGAGGCGCGGAAAAGGCUACCAAGGCCAGCAAACUUCGGCAAAAGGACUCGAACGAACAUGCGGCAUCACAUGAAUCCGAUGUCAUCAAGACGGGUUCUCCAUACCGAGCAGUAUCAAAUGAUGAAUCAGGUGUAAGCGCUGUACGAAAAUCGAGUACCGAUUCAAUUUCAUCCCUGGACUCUGUGCUUGCACCGUCCAACAUCGCUGCGACAAAGAAUGAGGACAAGAGUGCGGGUCAGAACGGAGAUUACAAUGGGAAUGACUCGGAGUCGGACGUGGACACCGACGCUCUUGGUUUAUUGCAGCGUGUUGCGGCGGCGCAAAGCGAUGAUGAUGAAGAGUCGGUUACAGAAACACCGGCCAAGUCGCAGCCAGUACAACCAUCUUCCCAUGCCCCGACUCCCUAUGGCUGGAAGCCACCACAGCCUACUGUAGCCACUCACUACACUAUCUACUCGCCACAUGCACAACCACCAAGCUAUGUUCAGACACGGUCUGGCCCCGAAAACUUUGAUCCAAACGCUCCAUUGACAGCUCACGAAGAAGCGCAGUUGCGCGACGAGGGCCGUUUCACGAAGAUGGAACAAAGCUUUCUUAAGGACGCCAUCGACGAGUACUGCAAGAAGCACAAUAUUAGUGUGGAGCUGGCUAAUGAUUACGUGUGUGGUAAGGCAAGGGAGGGCAACAUACCAGGAGAUUUCUGGGACGAAGUGUGCAAGGCUUUACCUCAGCGCACAAAGAACUCAAUUCAAAGAGCGGCCAAACGCGUCUUCCGCAAUAACCAAAAGAAAGGACCAUGGACUGAAGAAGAAGAAAAAGCACUUGCGGAAGCGUAUGCUAAGGCACCUGAUCAGUGGGCCAAGAUUUGCGAAGAAGUCCCAGGUAGAAGUGCAGAACAAUGUCGCGACCGAUGGCGUAAUUACACCCAGAACGGUUGCAAACUCACGCGCGGGCCGUGGACAGACGCAGAAGAGGCCCAGUUCGUCGAAAUUUGCAAGCAGAUGCUUGCACAAGCACGCGUGGAACGCGAGAACCAGCGUAGACAGGGAAGAACGGUGUCGGAGAAGUUCGAGCCAAUCGAUCAUCUCAACUUCACCGCCAUCAGCGCAUUCAUGAAAGGUUCUCGAAGCCGUCUUCAUUGCCGUAACAAAUGGCACAAACUGAAGAAGCGCCCAGAUGUCGAGGCUGCGAUUCAAGCUGUGAUGAGAGGAGAAAGUCCUUUGCCGACGACAAGUGCUCAGGACAAGCCGAUCACGAGUGUUUCGUUACCUUCGAUCUCGACUACGGCCACAUAUGGACCGACUACAAUGACCCACCCACCUUUAGCUCAAGGGCGCACACAAGCUUCUAUGCCCUCACAUCUACCGACGGCACGAUUGACGUCAAUGACACCUUUACCAAGCUCGGCACAUGCAGGUCCGAGAGCAAGAUCGCCUUCUCUGACACCUGCGAGCACUUCACAACCUCCCGUCCUUGUUACGCCUUCAAACCCUUAUCACACUUUCCGGCCGUCACCUGCCCCGGGUCUUAAUCAAGUGCAAGGGACAUUAUCAGCUAGCACGCCGUCUACGCUUCCGCCGCUGUUGUCUGCGGCACAUCAUCCUCUACCUUAUGCAGAUCAACACUCGACAUUCAAUGCGCCAUUGACAGCACCACCUGCUCCGUCUCAAACCGGAUCGUCGACUGGACACCCCUCGAUUGCAUCCAGGAGUUCGGAUGCUCACACAGCGCCGACACAAUCUUCUUCGCCUCCAAGCUGGGUUAACGCGCCACCCAGAGUGCCCCAACUCUUUGCGCCGUCUCAAAGUGGUCCACCUACCUCAUUGUCAGCACCCCGCGCAAUACCGGGCCCCAAAAGGGUCCUGCCGGCGCCGACAGCGCAGAACAACAAUGCUCCUACUUCUCGACCAGUCGAAGCGUCAUUUCCAGGGAUAAGCCACACAACGACCAUAGGCCAUGCUCUUCCGGCGUUGGCCACUUCACCACCACCACCACCACCAAUGUCAAACCUGGCUAAGGCAACGUCGGCACCAGCCCUUCUACAGCAGCAUUCACUUCUAGCACCGACUUUGGCAGCCGCAGAAUCGCUUUCAUCUUUGGCCAGACAACCAGGGCCUCUUGUGUCAUCAGCCGCAAGCGGGCCGAAAACGCAAGUUUCGAACCCGUCAAUGAUGUCACAACACACGAACGGCAACGGAUUCGAAGCGGUCAAGUCUGCAUCGCCUGAUCUACCUGCGUCACCAUCGGUCACCGACUCCAGGCCUGUACGCAAGAAGCAAAAGACAGCAAAGGCGAGAGGCGAUGAGUAGAGAUGUGUUUCGACUUUGAAAGGGGAACACCUCGCACAGGUCAUGGCACUACGCUGGGCUUUUUCUUCCGGCCUUCAAGAUUGACACAUCGACUAAGGUUUACACACGACUUUCUGUAUUUCAAGUAUAUUGUACGACGUGACGCUGGGACUCUGGGAUGAACAUGCUAGUGAAAUGCACGAAACAGUCAUGAUCAGCAUAUCAAUGGCGUCUUUGAUGGCUACAAUAAGAGGGCAGCAUGAGCAAUUCGGCCUCGGCGUUAAUAGGGUUCUAAAUUCAAUUAUGGGACCGGGUCAAGAGGAACGUCAUACGUGAGAGAAAGAUAACUUAGUAGCUUCCUUUCCGUGCAAUCCCUACAG
This is a messenger RNA of Verruconis gallopava, 2933 nucleotides long. RefSeq lists its product as uncharacterized. Gene Ontology annotation, cellular component: nucleus. Lineage: Eukaryota; Fungi; Ascomycota; Dothideomycetes; Venturiales; Sympoventuriaceae. Gene Ontology annotation, biological process: regulation of DNA-templated transcription. Gene Ontology annotation, molecular function: transcription cis-regulatory region binding; DNA-binding transcription factor activity. The transcript is spliced from 2 exons. The record is from RefSeq and is a predicted model, not a curated record. The coding region runs from base 28 to 2574 and encodes 848 amino acids.